AUGUCGAAAUUUUCAAGUAUAAAGCAUAUGAGAUCAAUAAAAGCUCUGGUAUUUGAUAUGGAUGGUACAUUAUGUUUACCACAACCAUGGAUGUUUCCUGCCAUGAGGAAAGCAAUUGGCCUCGAAGAUAAAUCUAUUGACAUCCUUAAAUUUAUUGAUGAUAUGCCAACAGAAGUUCAAAGGGCUAAAGCUCGUGAAGCCAUUCAUGGUGUUGAAGAACAAGCUAUGAUAGAAAUGGAACCACAACCAGGUUUAAGGGAAUUGAUGGGUUACUUGACGACACAUUCGUAUAGUAAGAGUAUAUGUACUAGAAAUGUAAUUACCCCUGUUAAUUAUUUUGUUUCAAAAUUUAUUCCUGUUGGAUUUAAUUUAUUUGAUUAUAGUGUAACAAGAGAUUUUAGACCAACUAAACCAUAUCCUGAUCCAUUGUUAUAUAUUUCAAGAGAAUUGGGGAUUGAUGCAUCAGAAAUGAUGAUGGUUGGAGAUUCAAUGGAUGAUAUGAGAAGUGGUAGAAGUGCUGGAUGCAUUACAAUAUUAUUGAAGAAUCAUGUUAAUGGACAUAUUAUGACAGAUCAUAAAGAUUUAGUAGAUUAUCCAAUUGAUAAUUUAUCUGAAAUCAUUACAAUUUUGGAAAAAAUAAAUAUAUAA
Maudiozyma saulgeensis is the source of this 648-nucleotide messenger RNA. NCBI's taxonomy places the organism in Eukaryota, Fungi, Ascomycota, Saccharomycetes, Saccharomycetales, Saccharomycetaceae. The record is from the annotation of a GenBank genome assembly.